This is a messenger RNA of Pyricularia oryzae 70-15, 303 nucleotides long. RefSeq lists its product as uncharacterized. Bases 1 to 303 code for a protein of 100 amino acids. The transcript has 2 exons. The record is from RefSeq and is a predicted model, not a curated record. NCBI's taxonomy places the organism in Eukaryota, Fungi, Ascomycota, Sordariomycetes, Magnaporthales, Pyriculariaceae.
AUGCAGUUCUCUCAAGUCCUCGCCAUCCUGGCCCUCGGCGUCUCGGUCAACGCCUUGCCCACCGGCGGUCUGCCCGGCAGCUCCGAGCUUGCUGCACAAGACGGCACUCUUGCUGCUCGCACGAUUGUCGACGAGUGUCCAAAGUGCCACGGGUCCGACUGGGGCUGCACCAGCGACCAUUGUAUCAAACACGGACAGGCCAAGCACGACGCUCUCGCCCCUCGCAGCCAACCUCAUGGCCCUGAACCACAGUACCCCUGCAUGAAAUGCCAAGGCGCCGGUUAUGGUUGCACCAAGGAGUAA